Molecule: messenger RNA, 3563 nt
Organism: Gambusia affinis (western mosquitofish)
Lineage: Eukaryota; Metazoa; Chordata; Actinopteri; Cyprinodontiformes; Poeciliidae
Gene: pou3f2a
Product: POU class 3 homeobox 2a
Exons: 1
Coding region: 1787-2956 (389 amino acids)
Biological process (GO): regulation of transcription by RNA polymerase II; brain development
Cellular component (GO): nucleus
Molecular function (GO): RNA polymerase II cis-regulatory region sequence-specific DNA binding; DNA-binding transcription factor activity, RNA polymerase II-specific
Source: RefSeq, a predicted model, not a curated record
UCAAAUGAAGAAGACAUGAUUCAAGAUUAUUUUAUUAUAGAACGUGUCAUUGGCUUUGGCUGUUUAUUAGAACAUAUUAUUUAUCAAAGCUUUGGGCAAAUUAUGGCUAUUUGCUCUUGACAGACUGGACAUAUUUCAAUCAUUUUCAAUACUUCUGCUGCAGCUUGGAGCUGUUUUUAAGAUAGAUCAUUUAAAAUCUGAAACACACUCAUUACACGCGGCUGGUAUGACAAUGCGUUGCUCUUAUUUAUGCAAUACAAAAGGAAACUCUAUGAGUGAGUUUCAAAAACUAGAAGUAAAGUGUCGCAAUUCCCCUCAUCAACUGGACUGGACAUACACUGAGGUAAAUCUUGUUGUUCAUGUACAAGACUUGCAUAGUCAUUUGUCAGAUUUACUCGCAAAGCUGGCCUUGCUGACCUUGAAGAAUUUUGUCCCCAAUCUUUAUGUUUUUUUUUGUUUUUUUUAAAUUAUGGUCACUGUGUUUCAAAGAAAAAUGUCAUUAAACUGACUCUUUGUCUAUCAAGAAUACAUCACAUCACCAACAUCAUUUGAUGAGAAGAGGUUAAAAGUAUGUCACUCCAACUGUAAGAAAAACAUUGCGACAAAUAAAGGAAGCAGAAAAGUCAAUUUUUGUGUAAAAUAAAGUUGUUGUUUUUUCUUCUUUCUAAAAUCGACAGUCCAGCACAGAAUGCUACUAAACUAAGAACAUGCAGAAUAAGUCAGUUUCUCGAAACAUGCUUCACUAAUUUCAAAAAGAUCUGGGGUAUUUAGUUCAUUUGCUCGGUCAAUUCAAGCCCCUCCGAAUUUUUUGGGAGGAAAAGAAACCUUCCCUCCUCCCCAUCCCCCCUCCGCGCCCUCCUCGUGCUACUGUGGGCGCAUCCAUCUCCAAAGUUUACCCAACAAGCAGGUGGAAGGGGGCACGGCGCACUGAGGGAUCCAUUCUUGCAGCCUUCUCUCUGUUUGGCCCCUCAGCUGCCCUCUCUGCUCGCCCCCUCCCCUGGAUUAUUUGUCCCCGACGGGCCGGGCGAAGGGCGCAAAAGAAGCUGCGAAUUGCAGCUGUGACGUGGGCGUCGUUGUUCCAUUCACCGCGUUCGCCAUGGCAACGGGGCAGAAGCUGGAAGCACGCGGUCCCUCUCACACACUUUCUCUCUCCCUCUCUCGCUCUCUCUCGCUCUCCUUGGACGGCGUCCUGAGGGCAGAGAGGCAGCUGGGAGUUCCUCCAAAUGAUCUCUGCAAUAUAUCUAAGAAGAAUUUGGUUUCCACUCCCUUCCUGUUUUGGUUUUGAACAAAUAUGUGCAUAAUUGGAAGGUUUACAACUUUUACGCGUCAUUUUUGCGCGUGAAACCAAUACAUGUGACCUACUGACCCAGAUCAAGAGACAUUAAAAGUAACAAGACGUUUUCUUUUUUUUUUUCUUUUCUUAAGUCUGAACAUGUUCUGUAUUUUCCGUGUUUGAACUCGGCUGCCACAUCUCUCCUUCCACUUUGUUCACCAACAUGCUGCAGGACUGCUCGCAUUGUUGGCCAGACUGAUUGGGGUUUCAGCACAAUCUCCCGUGACCAAUGAGCGGGGUGCUGUCAGGGGUAACCACAUCUGUCAGGCGUUCUCGGCCAAUAAAGAGCGGAGCGAGGCGGACCACAGGUGCGCGCCUCUGCGUCCCCUUGGCACAGCGCCCGGGAGAUGCUGGAGAGAGACGCCUAUAGCUGCCCCGUGGCGCAAAGAGAGUUCCUGUCAGAGGCAGCCUCCCUCUUUAACUCCGGCUACCACUCUGGCUCCGAGAGAGUUUAUGGCGACCGCAGCGUCAAACCACUACAGCGUCCUCAGCACCCCCAGCAGCGCGCCGCCGCCGCCGCCGCACUCGGAGUCCGGGAGCAUGCAGCAGGCGGCAGCGUACAGGGACGCGCACACCCUGCUCCAGAACGACUACGGCACGCUACCGGGCGGUGGGCAUCCGCUCAGCCACGCGCACCAGUGGAUAACGGCGCUCUCUCACGGUGACAGCGGGGCGCCGUGGCCGUCCAGUCCCCUCCGAGAACAGGACGUGAAGCCCAUACUGCAUGACAGUGACCGAGAGGAGCUGCAGAACUCCAGCAGCCUGCAACAGCAGCAGCAGCAGCAGCAACAGCGACACCCUCACCUAGCGCACCAGCAGGCGCAUCACGACGCCAGAGCAUGGCGAACCAGCACGGCCACGACGCACAUCACCGGCAUGGCGACAUCUGAGGGACAGAGCCUGGUGUACUCCCAAUCCGGCUUCGCUCUGAUGCCAGGGGGAGAGCAGGGGGGGAUGCACCACCACCCUCUGCGGGACGAGGACCACCACAGCCACAGCCCGCACCUCAGUGAGCACGGGGGCGGCCCCGGGGCCCACCACCACCAGCACCAGCAGCACGGGGGCCACCAGGACCAGUCGGACGAGGACACGCCGACCUCGGAUGAGCUGGAGCAGUUCGCCAAGCAGUUCAAGCAGCGGCGGAUCAAGCUGGGCUUCACGCAGGCGGACGUUGGGCUGGCCCUGGGGACGCUCUACGGGAACGUGUUCUCUCAGACCACCAUCUGCAGGUUCGAGGCGCUGCAGCUCAGCUUCAAGAACAUGUGCAAACUCAAGCCGCUGCUGAACAAGUGGCUGGAGGAGGCGGACUCCACGUCGGGGAGUCCCACCAGCCUAGAUAAGAUCGCGGCGCAGGGGAGGAAAAGGAAAAAGCGGACCUCCAUCGAGGUGGGCGUCAAGGGCGCUCUGGAGAGCCAUUUUCUGAAAUGCCCCAAGCCGGGAGCGGCGGAGAUCAACUCCCUGGCGGACAGCCUGCAGCUGGAGAAGGAGGUGGUGAGGGUCUGGUUCUGUAACCGGCGGCAGAAGGAGAAGAGGAUGACCCCCGCUGGGGGACAGAUAUCAGGAGGGGAGGACAUGUACGGGGACACCCCUCCUCACCACGGAGGACAGACUCCUGUGCAGUGACCCCUGUCCAGUAUCUCUUUUUUUAUUUUUUUUUUUUUUUUACUAUUAUUAUUAUUAUUUUCGGGGGAAAAACACGAACCCCUGCAGGAGGAAGCUUCUUAUUUGUUGAAAUUCUCAAUGCUGGAACUGGACCUCAGCCAGUUUUAAGUGUUGGACGGACGCAGGGAUGCAGAGUGGCACCCCGGUGCUAAAAAAAAACACUCAGAGCAGAGAUGUGUAGAAUGGCUUCAUGCCAGGCACAUUGAGCUGGGGUGUGCUAACCAAAAUAGGGAAGAAGAGAGGAAGAAAAAAAAAAGAUGGGGGCAGAAAGCAGCGACAUUUUCUGCAUCAGUCUUAAAGAAAGGCAGGAGGAGGAAAACUAUAGGAGCCGGCUGCAGUCGGUGUGGGUAAAUAAACGCCAUCUUUCCAUCAUAACAAAAGCGACAGGGAUCCUGCAGCUUGUGGUAAAAGACAGGGCUGAAAUGGCAGACAAAUGCUGUAGCCCACAAUACCAGCCAACCGUUUAUUAUUAUUAUUAUUAUUAUUAUUAUUAUUAUUAUUAUUAUUAUUAUUAUUAUUAUUAUUAUUAUUAUUAUUUAUGUUCUUAAUUACAAUGUCUCGUUAAAAU